Mastomys coucha (southern multimammate mouse) is the source of this 1658-nucleotide messenger RNA. RefSeq names its product transmembrane protease serine 11G. The transcript is spliced from 10 exons. Gene Ontology annotation, biological process: proteolysis. The coding region runs from base 69 to 1322 and encodes 417 amino acids. NCBI's taxonomy places the organism in Eukaryota, Metazoa, Chordata, Mammalia, Rodentia, Muridae. Gene Ontology annotation, molecular function: serine-type endopeptidase activity. Gene Ontology annotation, cellular component: plasma membrane; extracellular region. The record is from RefSeq and is a predicted model, not a curated record.
ACUCAUUUGACAGGGAUCACACACACAGCAGUGUGGAGGUGGAGAAGCUCACCUUCCCCACGGUGGCGAUGUAUCAGCCAGGAAUCCUUAAUAGAAGAAAAGCUGUCUGGAGACCGAGGAAGGUUGCCCUCAUCGCCACAGCUGUCUUGCUGGUGUUGGCCGUGCUCAUUGGGCUCCUUGUUUACUUUUUGGUGUAUGAUGAGAAGACUCAUUACUACCAGGCGUCCUUCUGGAUUCCCAGUAUUAAAUAUAGCUCAGAAUUGUCUGAAGAGCAGUCAAAGUUUCAGACUGACCUGAAACAAAAAAUCAUCAAUGAGAUAGAUAUGAUAUUUCAAAGAUCCAGUUUAAAGCAUCAUUAUGUCAAAUCUCAAGUUGUCAACUUUCGGCCCAGUAAUGAUGGUGUAAAAGCAGACAUACUGAUUAAGUUUCAGAUUCCCCAUAAGAAUGUGGGUACUUUGAAAAGACAAGCUGAUAGCAUUUUGCAAUGGAAGCUGCAAUCCACCCAGAGCUUCUUGAAGAAAGACAUCUCAUUACCUUAUCUUAGAGAAAUGAAUCCAACACAAGCAGAGCAUAUUCUAAACAGCGACUGCGGCUGGGGGAUGGAGUACCCACACACAGCAAGAAUUGCUGAUGGCAAACCUGCAGACAAAGCUUCUUGGCCAUGGCAAAGCAGCCUGCAGGUGGAAGGCACCCACCUCUGCGGUGCCUCUCUCAUUGGAUCCCAGUGGCUCGUGACCUCUGCUCACUGCUUUGACAAUUACAAAAACCCCAAACUCUGGACAGUAAGUUUUGGAAGAACCCUUAGCAGUCCACUGACAACACGAAAGGUGGAAUCUAUCAUCGUUCACGAGAACUAUGCAGCCCACAAGCAUGAUGAUGAUAUCGCUGUGGUCAAGCUUUCCAGCCCCGUACUGUUUUCUGAAAAUUUGCGCAGAGUCUGUCUCCCUGACGCUACUUUUCAAGUCUUGCCGAAGAGUAAAGUGUUUGUCACCGGAUGGGGAGCACUGAAAGCUAAUGGUCCCUUUCCCAAUUCUCUGCAAGAGGUUGAAAUAGAGAUCAUAAGUAAUGAUGUAUGUAAUCAAGUUAAUGUAUACGGUGGUGCUAUAUCCUCAGGAAUGAUAUGUGCUGGAUUCUUGACAGGAAAACUAGAUGCCUGUGAGGGUGAUUCUGGAGGGCCUCUGGUUAUUUCAGAUAAGAGAAAUAAGUGGUAUCUUCUUGGAAUUGUUAGUUGGGGAAUAGACUGUGGAAAAGAAAACAAGCCCGGAAUUUACACCAGAGUGACUCAUUAUCGGGACUGGAUUAAAUCUAAAACUAACAUCUAAUGCCACAGCCACCCUUUUAUCCAACCUGGAGUGUCACACACAGUCUCUGUCAAACCGUAUUCCAUGCUCAAUGCCAUGUGCAUGUUCAUUUAGCUCAAGACGCAAAUGAGUAUGGUGCAGUGACCUUCCUCUUAAAUCAGAAGGGGACAGACUUCCUUUCACAUCGUUGGAAGGAUUCCACUGACUAUGAACAAGAUGCCAUCUGCUUCACAAAGAUCUACCAUUCUGCAAAGCGUCCGAUUACCCCUGCUCAUCUCAUCUCCUAUCUCAUGUCUUUUCAACUUGUACUAAUCUGGAAGUCAAAUAAAUAAAUCUGGAAAUCCAGCCACCCUCUGC